GUGUAUGUUCCUGGAAACAUGGCGGCCAGCUUCCGCGGCCGUCCUAUCCGGAGUCUUCGGAUGCGAGGGCGGAAUGACAGCGGGGAGGAGAACGUACCGCUGGAUCUGAGUAGAGAACCAUCAGAAAACUUCCGGGAAAUUCUUCAAAAUGUGGCUAAACCACACGGAGUUAGCAACAUGCGAAAACUGGGCCACCUGAACAACUUCAUAAAGCUCCUGUGCAGUGUUGGUCACCAUGAGGAGCAAUUUGGGUUUACAUACGAAGAAAUCAUCAUUUGUCUGCGACUGGCUUUGCUGAAUGAAGCAAAGGAAGUGCGUGCUGCGGGUUUGCGAGCACUUCGUUACCUCAUUAGAGACACAUGUGUGCUUCAAAAGGUCCUCAGACUACAGGUGGAUUAUUUGAUAUCCAGAUGCAUUGAUAUCCAACAGAGCAAUGAGGGGGAGAGAACUCAGGCUCUGCGUCUGGUUCGCAAGAUUAUCAGCGUCAAUGCGAUGCUGUUCCCCACUUCCAUCACAAACUCUCUAAUAGCCAUUGGCACAGAUGGACUACAGGAGAGAGACAGAAUGGUCCGUGCUGCUAUCGCCAUUGUGUGCGAGCUGGCCUUGAAGAACCCGGAGGUGGUCGCCAAACGUGGAGGUCUCAGCACGAUUUUAAAAAGUGUGAUCGACUGUCAGCUUAGUCGCAUCAAUGAAGCACUGAUCACCACCAUCCUCCAUCUGCUCAACCACCCGUGUACCCGGCAGUAUGUCCGCACGGACGUUGAGCUUGAGCAAAUCCUUGCACCUUUCACCGACUUUCACUAUCGGCACAAUGCAGACACAGCUGAAGGGCAAAUCAAGGAGGAUAGGGAGGCCCGUUUCUUAUCGAGCAGAAUGGCAAUAGUUGCUGCCUUCCGUUCCUGGUCUGGGAUUAUUAACCUCUGCAAAGAUGAAAACUCUGGGAUUCAGUCUUUGAUUGGAUUACUUUGCAUACCAAAUAUGGAAGUUCGGAAAGGCCUGUUGGAGGUGUUUUAUGAAAUAUUCAGGCUCCCCAUUCCCAUUGCAACCCAAGAUUUUGCUGAAGCUCUCCAAAGUGUUGACCCUGCCAGGUUCCAGGACACCUGGAGACUGUCUGAUGGGUUUGUUGCUGCUGAAGCUAAAGUCGUCCUUCUUCAUCGGGCCCGCUCAAGGCCUGAUCUGAUGGACAACUACCUGGCGUUUGUUCUUUCAGCCUUCAUCAGCAGCGGGCUGUUGGAGGGCUUGGUGGAAGUGGUGACCAGCAGUGAUGACCAGCUUUCUAUCAGAGCCACCAUCCUCCUUGGAGAUCUUCUACAUAUGGCAAACACCAUUCUCCCUCACUCCCACAGUCACCACCUUCACUGCCUCCCAACUCUCAUCAACAUGGCGGCCUCGUUUGACAUCCCCCAAGAGAAACGACUUCGUGCGAGUGCAGCAGUGAACAAUCUGAAGCGCUUUCACGAGUGGAAGAAGAAAGGUUUGAAGCCGUACAGUCUUUACCUGGAUCACAUCAUUCGCAAGUCCGUGUUGACGCACAACCGCAGAGAUUCCCACUCACGAGUCCAAAAAGACAUCUAUGUGAUAAAGGACGCAGAAGAAGCACUGAUGCUGAACCUGAGAGACAGUCAGAUUCUCAACCACAAGCAGAACCUGGAGUGGAACUGGCUGCUUAUAGCCACCAUCCUUAAAUGGCCAAAUGUUAACCUUAGGAACAACAAAGAUGAACAGAUGCACAAGUUUGUUCGAAGGCUGCUGUAUUUUUAUAAACCCAGUAGUAAAUUGUACGCAGGGUUAGCAUUGGACCACCCAAAUGCUCGACAGCUCACUGUGGUUGGCUGUCAGUUUGUGGAGUUCCUCUUGGACUCAGAUGAGGACGGUCAGGGUUACCUGGAGGAUCUAGUACGAGACAUGGUGUCAUGGCUGUCCUCCUGUUCGGGACUGAAGCCCGACCGCUGUUUGCAGAGCAACGGCUUACUCACCACACUAAGCCAGCACUACUUCCUCUUCCUUGGGACUCUCUCUCCUCACCCACAGGGAGUCAAACUACUAGAGAAAUGUGGCCUGUUUCAAUGCCUGCUGAAUUUGUGCUCCAUAAAGAACCAGGAUGCUCUGCUAAAGCUCGCUGUAACCACAUUGGACUACAGCCGAGACGGUCUGGCCAGAGUGAUCCUCUCUAAGGUCCUCACUGCAGCUACUGACACGUGCAGGCUGUAUGCCACCAAGCACCUGCGUGUCCUCCUGCGCGCGGGCGUGGAGUUCUUCAGCAGCUGGGGCAUGGAGCUGCUGGUCACGCAGCUUCACGACCACAGCAAGGUGGUUUCCAUAGAGGCUCUGGACAUACUGGACGAGGCGUGUGAGGACAAGGCCAACCUUCAUGCUUUGAUCCAGCUGAAGCCCGCUGUGUCCCACCUGGGAGACAAAGGUCUCUUGCUGCUCCUCAGGUUCCUGUCCAUUCCCAAAGGUUUCUCCUACCUCAACGAGAGGGGUUAUGUCAGCAAACAGCUGGAUAAAUGGCAGAAGGAGUACAACCUUAAGUAUGUGGACUUGAUAGAGGAGCAGCUCAAUGAAGCACUGACAACUUACCGCAAACCUGUCGAUGGAGACAACUAUGUUAGACGCAGCAACCAAAGGUUACAAAGACCAAAUGUCUAUCUGCCUGUGCACUUGUACGGUCAGCUUGUCCAUGAUAAGACGGGCUGUCAUCUGUUAGAGGCCCAGAAUGUGGUUCCAGACCUCAGCUACACAAUCCGCUCCCCGAUGCUGGACACCUGGGAAGGAAUUAAACAGCUGAAAGCGUCUCUCUGGGCUCUGGGUAACAUUGGCUCUUCAAACUGGGGCUUGAAUCUCCUGCAGGAGGAGAAUGUCAUUCCUGAUAUCCUGGUGCUGGCGCAGCACUGUGAGGUUUUGUCAGUGCGAGGUACUUGUAUUUAUGUGCUCGGAGUGAUUUCCAAGACCAAGCAGGGCUGCGAGGUGCUGAAGCAGUACGGUUGGGAUGCGGUCAGACACAGUCGCAGGACACUGUGGCCCGUCACUCCAGACGAGGUUGACACGCAGCUGAUUUCUGAGCUUUCAUCUGUUCCGAGCACGCUCAGUCUGAACUCUGAGUCCACCAGUUCGCGCCACAAUAGCGAGAGUGAGUCUCAGCCAAACAUGUACAUCCCGGAUGAUGACAAGUGUGAUUCUCUGGACCUGUCGGAUGAGCCCUGUCUGUAUUUUCACUCCAAACCAAUCAAGGAUCGCAGCCCUUUUACGAUCCUGGCUUCCACGCGCUUCGUUCGCCCCCGAUUCCUCAACUCUCUGUCCCUCCCCAGCAAGAAACCCAGAUCCACCAGUGACCCAAAGACCCUGUCAGGCUCUCGCACCCCAAUGGAGCUCAUGACAGGCAGCAUGAGGCGGACUAGGACAGUGACAGAACCUUCAGCCUACAGUCCAAACCAGGGAGACGGCUUCUCGUCUGUGUUUAAUGGCAGAGCAAUGCCAAAGAGUCCAACGGUUAGUCUGGAGACGUCUUUUGUUGGGACCAAAGGGGACUCUGAGGAGCAUCUUGUGGCCAACAGGCUGGCAAGAGGAGGAUGCUCUGGCCUCGGACUCGGUGGUCUUGUUGGACACGGACCGGUGGAGCCCCACAGCCGAGAAAAGGAGCAGAGCAGCCGAGAGCGUUUAGCAGGAGAUGGCAGCUCUUCUUCUAGUGCCGGCAAUGUUGUCGGGGGAGGAGGGGGUGGUGGGGGCACUCAAUUCAAAAGCCGCAGCCAGAGCUUUAACACGGACACCACAACAAGCGGCAUCAGCUCCAUGAGCUCCAGCCCCUCACGGGAGACCGUUGGAAACCCCGAGCAUCCGGAGCCGGAGCCCGACUCCUCUGACUGCGUGAGCCUCAACACCGUCGUCUCUGCCAAGACGGUCAAAACCAUCUCCUCCCUGUCCCCCCAGCCACAGACCAACCACAUGUCCACCUCAUACAAGUCCUCCAACGUCUCCCUGGUACCCCCGGGCUCCUCGCACACUCUGCCCCGCCGGGCCCAGUCUCUCAAAUCUCCCUCGGUGACCACCAUCAAGAGCCUGGCUGACUGCAGCUUCAUGUACACCAGCCCUAGAGAUGCGCUGGGCUACGCCACACUGAAGAGGCUGCAGCAGCAGAGGAUACACCCGUCUUUGUCCCACAGUGAGGCGCUGGCCUCACCUGCUAAGGAUGUGCUCUUCACCGACACGAUCACCAUGAAAACCGGCAGCCUGGACUCCAGAUUAACACCUCGCAGGAUAUCAGAUAGGAGGCGCACCUGUCCAGAACCCACCACCAUAAGUCCGUACCGCAGGCUGUCCAGAACACUUGUACCGCGCCUCUCGCCCCAGAUCCUCUCACGCACCUCUCCGCUCGCCCUCCCUAGGUUCCUGAAAGCUCUGAGCUUCGCUUCUUUAGACAAAGAGGAACUUCUCAGCCCCAUCAACCAAAGCACUCUGCAGCGCUGCUCUUCAGUGCGCUCUAUGGUCUCCAGUGUCACCUUUGGGUGUAACGAUGAUUAUAUCGGCCUUGCGCUGCCAAUGAACAUCAACGAUAUUUUCCACAUCCGGGACGCAGCCUACUUCCAGCAAAGGGUCAGCCCACCGUCAGAGGAGAGGAAGCGCUUCCUUUUUGGAGAUGGAGACGGGGAUCGACCUGCUCUCCCACUGCUGAAGCAGCAGUUUAGCAUCUCCGAGUUGAUCGUGUGCCGAGGUGACACCCAGAACCACAUGGUGGGUGCAGAGGAGACGGGCCUGCAGGAGCACACUGAAGAAAACUGCCUCUAUUGUGUGGGUUCCAUCGUCCUCGGUUACCCCACACAGCCACAGAUCAACAGCACCCACCCUCGGACAGAUUAUGUGGACUUCCAAUCAUGGGGAGGUCAGAGUGGUCAUCGCUUGGAGGUGAUGCCUCAGUCGAAGUUCUCUGGGGUGUCUGGCUGCAGUGAUGCUGCUGUGUCACAGGGCUCCAUGUCCAGCACUCCCACAGCCAAUGACAUUGUCAUCGGUGGAAAGGCGAUAUCAGAGGACGGCCCUGCCUCUAGAGUAUUGCUGAGGAAGGAGGUGCUUCGCCUCAUCAUCAACCUCAGCUCCUCAGUUGGAACCAAAGGCCAUGAAACUGGACUUCUGACAAUUAAAGAGAAGUUUCCGUAUGCUUUCGACGACAUUUGCCUCUACUCCGAGGUCUCACAUCUCUUGUCCCACUGUAUGUUCCGCCUGACCUCAAGACGUUUCAUACAAGAACUCUUCCAGGAUGUGCAAUUUAUGCCAAUGUACGAGGAAGCAGAGGCAAUCUUGACAAAACUACCAAAACCUGGUGAGGAGGAUCUAAACCCUCCUGCAGAAUCUUGAUCCUUCUGCUUGUGCCCCUUUGUGUUUCUUGCACAGCUGCAGUCCAAUCUCCUUACAAACAUGGAUGGACUGCAAAACUUAAAGCUCCUUGCACAGGAGGUUGUUUGGUGUGCUUCUGUUGCCUAAAACAGAGUAACAUGGCCAAGGAAAAGGAGGACGCACUCAUCACUCAAGUUCCCUCCAGCACAUUUGAGCUGGAAACAAAAAAUGCCAGUAUCUGGAAACAACUGUAACACACCUAACACUGUUUAGACUCCUUUUUAAAAAACAAAACAACAACAAAAAAACAGCAAGAAGCAGUUUAUCCAAUACUGUUUUCACUUGAAUUGCCAAUCUUGAGGAGUACUCAAAAGUACACCAACAUUCUGCUAAAGGACAAGCUCAAUAGACAACUCAAGUUAUGUUCAGAAAUCACUUUAAGGUGAAGCAUUUUCUCUGUAUUGCUUUUAAAAUUAGCAUGUUGUCACGUCGACCUGCGAUUUAUUCUGACCUUGCAUCACACUACACAGAAUCUUGUUUUUAAAAACCUAACUGCGCUAGGUCGCGUCCUCAUUCUGACUUCUGAUCCGUUCCCACCAAAUACGUGCUUUCGCCUCUCGCCUCACCCCCAACUACAACCUGUAGCCUCUUGUCAGCACAGACAGCUCAUUACCUUUCUAUUUCUCCUCUCUCAGACAAUCAAACAUCUCUAGUAUUGUAUUUUCUAAAGCAUUAUAUCUACCACUUUUACUCAGUACAUAAUGAGAGUAGCAUGUAAUCUAAUGCUAGUUUAUUCCAUCCACCACUGUUUUACUAGGACCUUUAAUAUGUUUUUUUUUCUGCCAUUCAGAUUUUAGCGAGCUUCACAGAAAUGUAGGUUUUCAAGAAUGCUCUGUUUUUUAAGUUAUUUGUAAAAUAAUUACAGAUCCAGAACCAAACCUCUCAGAUAUUUCCUGCAUCUGCUCUUCACAAUGCCUUCUGACCCGUGUGCUUCACCUCUACUGCAUGUUCAACAAGCAUGGCAAAGUUGUAAAGUCACCUUAAUGUAUUUCUUGCUUGUGAAACCUUUUUUUUUUUCUUUUUAAACAAAAAAAUUGGUUGCCAUUGCAUUCUGCCAUACAUUUUAGAAAUAUGAUGAGCCCUGGAUCUUUUUUCCCCAAUCCAGUAUGACACUUUGUGAUUGGGUGGGAAGGAGGACAAAGGAGGAGAAGGUGCGAUGUAGUGCAGUGUGACGACUGAAAGAUAAUGUAAAGGGUUUCCAGGGAAACUUGGUUCUCUGUUUCCAUUGGCUUGUUUUUGCUCUAAUGCUGCUACAAAAAAAAGGACUCGUAGAGAGAUGAUUCAUAGAUCAGCUGAGUGACCUCAGAUCCGAUCUAUUUAUUAUAUGUCUGUACCAUAGUGAGCUCAACCAGAGAAGAAAAAAAAUAUUUAUAUUUUUCCUCAAGACUGUAUUAUAAUUUAAGACUUUUUUUUUUGCCUGAUUCGUGGUUUCCCUUGUAUAAUGUGUACAGUAUGUUUUCGGGGGUGUUGAUGACCUAAAGAAACAUACAAUCCUAUCAAAGGGAUGCAUUGUUAAUAAAACAAAAUUUGAAAUACCCAGAA
Molecule: messenger RNA, 6927 nt
Organism: Oryzias latipes (Japanese medaka)
Lineage: Eukaryota; Metazoa; Chordata; Actinopteri; Beloniformes; Adrianichthyidae
Product: rapamycin-insensitive companion of mTOR
Biological process (GO): positive regulation of phosphatidylinositol 3-kinase/protein kinase B signal transduction; TORC2 signaling
Cellular component (GO): TORC2 complex
Molecular function (GO): protein serine/threonine kinase activator activity
Source: RefSeq, a predicted model, not a curated record